ACUCAAUUUUCAGUCAGAAGAAUUAAACGGUCCUUUUCUCCGACGUUAAAAAAGACGAAUAAUUAGUCGGUCGAUAUAUUAAAAUUGUUGUUGAAACAAGUCUUUUUAGCCAUGAGCGGUAUUCCUGGCACUGCCGUCGUCCAGGUGACCAAUCUGUCAUCGGUGGUGAGCAGCGACCAGAUGCGCACUCUCUUCGGCUUCCUAGGGGACAUCGAGGAGCUACGGCUCUACCCGCCCGACAACACCACCCUGUCCUUCUCUUCCAAAGUGUGCUAUAUCAAGUUUAAAGAACCUUCCAGUGUUGGUGUGGCGCAGCAUCUCACCAACACCGUUUUUAUUGACAGAGCUCUCAUAGUGGUACCAUGUGCCGAAGGGAAGAUUCCGGAAGAGGCUAAAGCCUUGUCACUUUUGGCACCCGCUCCCCCCGUGCACAGCCUGCUCCCAGGUGGGGGGCUACUCCCUAUCCCCACGCCCAUCCCGCUACAGAACUUAAACCUGCCCCUGAUGGGUCACGUGACUACAUCUGCCCUGGACCCUGCUCCAUCCUCUGUCUCACAGCCCCCCCUCAUGGGGAAUGUGGACCCCACCAAAGUGGAUGAGAUCAGGAGGACGGUCUACGUAGGCAACUUGAACUCACAGACAGCGACGGCAGAGCAGCUAAUGGAGUUCUUCAGGCAAGUGGGUGACGUGAAAUUUGUGCGGAUGGCGGGCGAUGAGACACAGCCGACACGCUUCGCCUUUGUAGAAUUCGUGGAGCAGGACGCCGUUGCCCGGGCGCUCACUUUCAACGGCGUCAUGUUCGGCGAUCGGCCACUCAAGGUGAACCACUCCAACAACGCCAUCGUGAAGCCUCCCGAGAUGACAGCUCAGCAGUUGGAAAGCGUAAUGAAGCGCGUGCGGGAGGCACAGUCCACCAUCGCUGCCGCCAUUGAGCCAGCGGAAAAGGAGAAACGCUAUGCGGGUCACUCGGGGAGAUCUCGCAGACAGUCGCGCUCUCGCUCCCGGUCAGGCUCACGCAAGAAAUCGUCGCGUUCCAAACACGGGCCAACACAAAAGUGGCCGAGGAAUGAUGUGCGCACUUCCCGUAGGGGCCACGGGAGGCGCUCUCGCUCCAGAGAAAGACGGCGAAGCACGAGUCGUUCCAGGAUCCGCCGGCGAAGUCGGGGGCGCUCCAGGAGCCCUCCCAGGAAAGCCAGGUCGCCGUCGCCAAAAAGGAUAAAGAAGCGUCGAGAACGUAGUAGGGAAGCGCGUGAACGUUCUUCAUCUAAGAACAGGAGCCGCAAAGAUGAAGAGCGGCCAAGAGGAAAGAUGCACAAGGUAGGACGAGAUGACGACAGAGAUGACUCUCCCUCCGAGGACACCAGCUCACCCCUCUACACACAGCACAACGGUGUCCACAAUGCGCGCAGCGACGAUUCGUCCAUUUGACGCGGCCUGAGCCGUCACGUCACUCCAGACUGACUGACUUUGAGUUGUCACUCCCCCUGCCAGAAGGGCAAGUGACCGCCACGAUGUCCAAUUACAUAUGAGCUUUGCACCCCGGGAAGAGACUGCAAGCGUACAAGAGUUCGUGUUGCUCUCAGCUUGGUAACGUGAUCACAGAAUUGGCAGUAAACUCUUAACAGUGAUCCUCACUUGCCCAUUUUGGUGGCACAAACGGAAGAAAACGCCUGAUGUUUCCUGCUUGAGACGUGGCGUUUCACGAGAAGGCUUUAUUUCCUGUUUUCUUGUUUUUGUGGGCACACUUGCUGUUUUAGUCCUUUUGGAGUUAUUUUAUUGUACAGUUGUUGUGUGAGCGUGGAGAAGAGGAGGAAGGUAGUAAACUUCGUACCCCAGUGCCGGCGUGCUACGAUCCCCUUACUCCGAUUGGAGCAUCUCCUCGAACGUCCCAAAUUGCAAGUUGGUACUGGUUGAGUCUUAGGUGUAACACCCGUUCGUGACUUCCACCUCUGUCAAGACCUUUCAUGCAGAACAGCGAAACGGGGUAAAACUGUCUCAAUCUCCGUCCUGCAUCUGGUGUUAAAAGCCACAAACUAACAGGUUGACUUAAUCGCACUCUUCAGUUGUGUGUCGAUACCUUUGAGCAGAAUAGUGACACUGGAAAAUCCUUGCUUUGAUAAGCAUUGGAAAGGGGCCUCUGGUAUUUGAAUAUAAACUUAAAACUAGGACUGAGUGCUGAAACCUAUCAAUUUGGUGGUAACCGGACCAAAUAAAAAGGACUAUUGUAGUGCCGGAAUUUUAAUUUUCACCCCCAACUGUUUGUCCCAAAAACAGUCAGUGGCCCUAUUAGCAAGCUAUAGUCAGGCAGCCCCCACCCCCAAAAAAAUGGUCAUGCCAUGUUUUUAAUAUUGUUUUAUUUAUUAAUAUCUUGUUACUUGUACUUUUAGUUAGUAUGCAUUUUUUGGGGGGAGGGGGUAGUAUUAGUUCAAAACCAUUAAGCACAGGAACUGUUUUAAAAUUAACGGAGUACAUUAUCUGAUGAAACCUAAAAAAUACUCAACCCUAUGUAAAGGCCAAAUUAUACAGGAUGCAUGUGCGCUACGGAUCCGCCAAGUUCUGUGUUGACUGCGUGUUAAGCAGUACGUCAAAAAUAGGACAAAACAUACCUGCUGCGCAGAACUGCGGUCGGGCAGCUCCGUCCCGCAGUGAGCUCUCGCUCACAUAAGCUGCACACAGACUAGGCCUGAACGAUAUUGGAAAAAACUAUUGUUGCGAUUUUUUUUAGGUGUGCAAUAUAUUGCGAUAUUAUAUUGCGAUAGUAAAAAAAAAAAAAUAAUAAUAAUUUUAAAGAAAUAUUCACUAGAUGACUUGAAUAGCUGUUUGGAAAUACUUUGCAUGACACACCGUGACCACAGUGUAUUCAUAUAAUACGGUUUCAUUUGUGAAUGAUUAAGAUUGCUGUAUUAUUAUGAAGGGAUCCAGGAAGCCAUGUCUGCACAAAAUAGAUAAUUUCUUGAACACAAUAUUUGACACUUCAACAGCAGCAAAUACAUUAAAUGACAAAUAAAAGAGCAGGUGCAUUCGUCCCCUGAGUUUUUGACAAAAUAUAACAAUAAAUAACAACUUCGGUAAAAUAACAACAAAGUUGUAAACAUAUUUGAACAAAAAUAUUAAAUAUGACAAAUAAGAGUUGUUCACAAACUAUAACAAUAAAUAAGAACCUCAGUAAAACAAUAAAGUUGUCAACAUAUUUGAACUUAAAUAUUAAAUCUGUCAAAUAAAAGUGCAAGUGCAUUAGUCCCCUGAGUUGUUUACACAAAAUAUAACAAUAUAGAACUGCAAAACUGCAACAAAGUUGUAAAAAUAUUUAAAAAAUAUUAAGUAUCAAAACUUUAUGUGCAGCUGUACUAUAGUUAUUUGAAAAAUACGAUUUACAGUUAAUUUAAAUAUAAAAGAAACAGAAACUCAAUUGAACUUGUAAAUAAUUGAACUGAAUAACAGCAAAUAACUGAUGAAUAACAGAACCAUUUUAACUCCCAAAUUUAUGUAUUUGUCUGCAUAUCGUCCACCUUCCUUGCUCAGCAAUUCUCAACUGGGUCUCAUAGGUUUUUGGCCAAGACUACUAGUUUAUCCACCAUUGCAGGCUUGAGACAACAACGUUGGCACGUAACAAUGUUCCCACCUGUACUAAAAAGCCUCUGAUGGGAAGCUCGUAGCAGGAAUGCAUAGAUACCUGCGUUUUAAAUGGUCCCACAUGUUCGACGGAUUACUUCUUGUUGAGGCAACCAUGGCGAGGCACUGUCAACAGGGCUGUUUUUUGUUCCUUAUAUUCUUGUCGAUAGCCAAAAUACUUCCAAAACUCCUUUUGGAGACAGUCUUCCCUAUUCAACGUGCUGCUUGAUUGCUUGCUUUCACUUUGAAAACGGCCCCUCCUCCCUCCGCUCUGCUGUUCGGCCCCUCCUCCCUCCACUCCGCUCUAGCAGGGGAGGGGGAGGAGCCGAUGACUGCGAGCUGGAGAGAAUGAGAGACUGUGCACUCUCUUUCUCGCUCCUUGCUCAAAACAAACGUUUGUGGAUUUAAAAAAAUGAAAUGAAAAAACUAUCGCACGUCCUUGCGAUGGGACUAUUGCGCAUGCGCACAUCGCGAUGGCGAUGUUUAAACGAUAUAUCGUUCAGGCCUAACACAGACUACUUUUCAUUGUGUCAAAGUGUCAUUUUGUCAGUGUUAUCCCAUGAAAAGAUAUACUUAAAUAUCUGCAGAAAUGCGAGGGAUGUACUCACUUUUGUGAUACACUGUAAAUGAAAACUGUAUAUUUAAAAAAAAAAAAAAAAAAAGUAUCAGCCAGUACUACACAGACAGUUGUCAGAAUUGGUAUCGGGAGGCAAAAAAUAGUUUCUGUUCAACACUUGUCUUCACCACCUCGUCCCACAUACCAUAUCACUACCUUUCAUGCAGAAGUAACACUGUAACUGUUUAAGUCUUUUACCGUAUUUUAUUGAGACGCAGUGAAACAACUGAAACAUCUGCCAGUGUGCGAGAAGAAAGUGAUGCGAACAAAAAGUGCCUACGCUGCAAUUGUACAAAAUUUUGUCAUAGAAAUAUAUUAUUAGCAUGCUUAGAAUCUAGCGCUAGCAUUGGUUACUACAGAUGAAGCAGUAGGUCAAAAGUCCACAAAUGAGUUGGCUUUGUUCUAUUUUUCAAAAGAGCACUGAAGUGAGUGUAAAUUGUUCCAUGUUCACAAGCUUGUGUUUGAUGUGAUGUUUUAGUAAAAGAAAAAUGUUUUUUAAACAUGCCGUUUUUUUGUGCUUCAUGCAUCGCCCCCUGCAGGACUGGAGAACGAUCGAUGACAAAUGCGCGGUUUCCAUGUCCAUCAAACAUAUGCAAAUGUUGCGAUCCACGCUAGACUGCAUCGCGUAGUUGCCCGCGUGAGCGUCCUUCGUCUCUGAUUUUCAUCAGCUGCUGGAUGACAUCCAAACUGGUGUAGCCGCUGGCUACAGGGAAAUCGUGAGAGUUGGCCGCUCUCUGCUCAUCGACGGUGGCGCAAAGCCCGCGGACCGAACGGGAGUUCUCGGGAGGUGGCACUCGGAGUUCUACGAUGAGCAGACUGAGCGCGUCGUGUUCUUCCAGGGUGAGGGUGUCAACAGGCUGAAGGAGCUGGCAAAGACAACAAAAGCAUCCAUCUGGGAUGUUAUACAGUAGAUUUGUCAGGUAUCAUUUGAAUAUUUUUUUUCUCCCUGCAUUUGAAAACAUAUGUUGUACUCCUGAUGUAAAAAUCCAACAGGAUGAAUUGAAGUGCAGUCAACUGCAGUUGAGAUUUGGAGUUGAUGUCCAAACGGUUGUUUAAAAAAAAUAUUCAAAGAAUUUGGAUGUCAGCAAUUUGCAGAAUUAUACAUGGCAAGUUUGUUUUCUUUUGUCAGGCUUCGAAAAGUCUGUACGAUUGAAUAAUAACGUAGGUAAGGUGUAUUUUCUUAUCCUCAUUUUGCUCAAAUUUGCAGCAGAACUGUAAUGAUCUUUUGCACUAAAUACAACCACAAUACGAGGUUAUAUAAGACUAAAAACUAUUCUGUGGUUAAUUUUUCCUCGCCAAAAUUUGUACUUUAUUUUACUUGAGUAAAGGAGUUGAAAUGGCCACACCCCAAAAACUGCUUUGUGCUUUUCCUAUCUUUUCAGGCAGAGCGUUGGGAUUAUUUUGGAUUUCUGCCCAUGACAUACAGUGCCUUGUAAAAGUAUUUGGCCCCCUUGAAUCUUGCAACCUUUCGCCACAUUUCAGGCUUCAAACAUAAAGAUAUGAAAUUUAAUUUU
Messenger RNA from Corythoichthys intestinalis (scribbled pipefish), 5742 nucleotides. RefSeq names its product splicing regulatory glutamine/lysine-rich protein 1 (gene srek1). Gene Ontology annotation, molecular function: RNA binding. The record is from RefSeq and is a predicted model, not a curated record. Gene Ontology annotation, cellular component: nucleoplasm. The transcript is spliced from 11 exons. The coding region runs from base 112 to 1428 and encodes 438 amino acids. NCBI's taxonomy places the organism in Eukaryota, Metazoa, Chordata, Actinopteri, Syngnathiformes, Syngnathidae.